AUGGCCUCCGCAACAGUCACCGAAGUCUUGCAGCGAAAGCCCAAGAACUUUGCCAUUCAAACCAACCCGGCGCAUGACCUGCAUCUCAUCGAAGCCGACGUCCCCGAGCCGGGGCCGUCAGAAUGCCUGGUCCAUGUCCGAGCGACCGGCAUUUGCGGUUCAGACGUGCAUUUCUGGAAGCACGGCGCCAUUGGUCCGAUGGUUGUUUGUGGCGAGAAUGGCCUUGGCCAUGAGAGUGCUGGUGUCGUCAUCAAGACCGGCAAGGAUGUAACCAGGUUCAAAGUUGGCGACAGAGUUGCUCUUGAGUGCGGUAUUCCUUGCUCAAAGGCUACCUGUUACUACUGCCGAACUGGCCAGUACAACGCUUGCCCUGAUGUCGUCUUCUUCUCUACCCCUCCUUACCACGGCACUCUCCGCCGCUACCACGCUCACCCUGAAGCUUGGCUGCAUCACUUGCCUGACAACCUUAGCUACGAGGAGGGUUCAUUACUCGAACCUCUCUCCGUAGCGCUCGCAGGCAUUGACAGGUCCGGCCUUCGCAUGGGUACUCCGCUGGUCAUCUGCGGUGCUGGACCUAUCGGUCUUGUGACUCUUCUAGCAGCCCAUGCGGCCGGGGCUGCCCCUAUUGUCAUCACGGACCUGGACGAGAAUCGCCUAGCCAAGGCCAAAUCUCUCGUCCCUCGAGUUCGUAGCGUGCUUGUUGGGCGGGGAGUGGAGUCUGCGGACCUCGGUAAGAAAAUUGUCGACACUCUGGGCGAGGAAGCAAGACUAGUGAUUGAAUGUACUGGUGUCGAGUCCAGUAUCCAUGCUGGUAUUUAUGCUUCUGCGUUCGGCGGCGCUGUUUUUGUUAUUGGGGUUGGGAAGGAUUUCCAAAACAUCCCUUUCAUGCAUCUCUCUUCCAAGGAGAUUGACCUCCGCUUCCAAUACCGUUACCAUGACACCUACCCCAAAGCUAUCAGCCUAGUAACAGAAGGACUGAUCGACUUGAAGCCCCUCGUCACACACCGAUUCAAGCUUGAAGAGGGUGUCGAAGCGUUUGGUGUAGCAUCAAACCCUGCUGCGAGGGCUAUCAAGGUUCAGAUUAUUGACGAGUAG
Clonostachys byssicola is the source of this 1095-nucleotide messenger RNA. The record is from the annotation of a GenBank genome assembly. NCBI's taxonomy places the organism in Eukaryota, Fungi, Ascomycota, Sordariomycetes, Hypocreales, Bionectriaceae.